CCGAAGCGAGAAUCAUACCACUAGACCAAACGCCCUAUACGACUCAACCUCCUAAUUUCGCUACUUAACAUGUGAUUUCACAUUUGGUGUUCUUCUGUUUUCGAAUCAAUUCAUGAUACUUCCUUUUUUUUCUUAUUGAUUUUCUCUGAGAUUUUCUUUUCAGAAGAAUCCAAUCUGAGUUUCGGUAGUUAGGUCAAGGUUUUUUUGGGCAGCGAUGGCUCAUACCAGCAAUACUGCAGCUGGAGUUGAUAAUACUUUUAGAAGGAAAUUUGAUCGGGAGGAGUAUUUGGAACGAGCUCGUGAGCGUGAAAAACAGGAGGUUGAGAGGGUUAAGUCGAAAUUGAAAGGUCCACCAGUGCAAAGAAAACCAUUGAAACACAGAGAUUAUGAGGUAGACCUUGAGUCCAGAUUGGGAAAAACCCAGGUUGUCACUCCUGUUGCACCUCUAAGCCAGCAGGCUGGAUACUACUGUUCUGUUUGUGAAUGUGUCGUCAAGGAUUCUGCAAAUUACUUGGAUCACAUAAAUGGAAAGAAACAUCAGAGAGCCUUGGGUAUGUCCAUGCGGGUUGAACGAGCAUCUCUUGAACAGGUGCAGGAGCGGUUUGAAGUUCUUAAAAAGAGAAAAACGCCAGGAAGCUUCACAGAGCAAGAUCUUGAAGAGCGUAUACUAAAGCAACAACAAGAAGAAGAACAACGAAAGCGCGAGCGUCGAGAAAGGAAGAAAGAAAAGAAGAAAGAGAAGGCUGCAGAAGAGGAACCUGAAGUAGAUCCUGAUGUUGCAGCAAUGAUGGGAUUUGGAGGCUUCCGUUCAUCCAAGAAGUGAAAAUUAUAGGUUCAUCUUCUUGAACUUGAGGCCUGAGCUUCUCCCUUGUGAUCCUUAUGGAGUUCUUAAAAUUUGAAUUGAUGUGCAAGGGAAGUUCUAAACUUGUGCUUCGCGGCCUCUUGGACUAUAAGUUGUAUGUUUUGAAGAUUUUAGAUAUGAAGAAUGAAGAAUUAGAAGAGCUUAAUAUGGCCUUUUUAUGUAACAUUAAAUUCAUAUGUUACAUACAAUGUUUCUUCAUGUCUGGGGAUGAAAUUAGUUGCUGGGGUAGAUUUGAGAUGAACUUGAUCCCAAAAAUGAAAGAAAGUAUAUACAUAUUCUUGUGUUUUUUGUUUUA
This is a messenger RNA of Benincasa hispida (wax gourd), 1157 nucleotides long. Its product is annotated as C2H2 and C2HC zinc fingers superfamily protein. Gene Ontology annotation, cellular component: spliceosomal complex; U4/U6 x U5 tri-snRNP complex. Gene Ontology annotation, biological process: mRNA splicing, via spliceosome. Gene Ontology annotation, molecular function: zinc ion binding; nucleic acid binding. NCBI's taxonomy places the organism in Eukaryota, Viridiplantae, Streptophyta, Magnoliopsida, Cucurbitales, Cucurbitaceae. The record is from RefSeq and is a predicted model, not a curated record.